AUGGCGCGGAGUAAAGCGAGCGAGUUUUACUGGGUGCCGCCGUUCAAAAGUGACUGUGAGGAGCUGCUGGGCCGCUUCCAGCAAAGCGAGUCCGUGCGGUUUGAGGUGUUUUCGGCUAUCUGGAGGGAGCUGGACUUCGCUAGCGUGUUUUCUGGAAUUGCUUUCAAAGGUGAGAAGAGGUCCUUCACACGGCUUACUUUCACCACAGCCUACAGUUACCUUCUGCCUCCAUACAGCUUUCAAAUUCGGGUUGGGGCCCUGUAUCUGAUCUACAGCCUCUACUAUAUACAACCUGCUUGGCCUAAAGAAAAGAUCAGAAUUGCUCUGAAGGACUGGUGUGAUUUGCAGAAGCUUGUCGCGGAUGCAAAAAGUUGCCAGCAUCUGGAUAUUGUUUACAUCUUUAAAAGGCUUUUGUCAGGGAAGGCCUUUCAUUUUACUGCUUUGCCUAAGAAGCUAACAUUUCAAUCAAGUGAACGCAUUCAGCAUCAUGUAAAUGAAGAAUUUCGGGUCUGUCGAGAUGCAGUGGCUGAAGUUGCUUCAGUUGAAAUGAUAGACGAGAUUGCCAAUGUGCACGGUCAUUACGAGAGACUGAAGAAAUUGUCACUGCCCACAUCGUUUGGAGUGACACUGCUUAAUCUGACAGAUUCAAUUGGACAAUGUGUUCUUGAGUACCGACAGUGGCAGGACAAAAUCGCAGCUGCAAAGAAGAAAGACUCCAAAAAGAAUGAGACUACUCAGAAAUCAGAGUCCGCCAGUAGAGCUGAUAUGCUUGCCACCAUCAAGUCCAAAUCCUGUAGUCAUGCGUCAAAGGGAUCAAGAUCCAGACGCCACAGACCAGUUGAGAUGGCUUCUACGUCAGGUUCUGGAAGUGAUCAAGUACUUUUGAAAGGUCAUGUGAGACCGCCUUCCCUCAAGACCAGGACCUAUAAUCAUUUUGGAAAACCAGGAGAGCCAGAACAGACGAAAGACUGGCUUUUGAGUGUGAUGGAGGAAGACACGAGUGCAUUAAAACGCAAAGAUUCGCGAAGAUUCAAGUGGCAAAAUUACUAAAUGGACUGGACAGAGCCAUUAAAUGUAUGUGUGUAUAUUUGCAUCUAUACUUCAAUUGAAGUUGUCAAGCAUUGUGCACUAUUACUAGUUUUACAACAACACAGGUUUUUUUUUCUCUUCAUAUUUAUUCUUGAAGGUUAAGUAUUGCAUUAUUUCUUACAAUUUAUAGCAAAUAAGUAAUGGUUUCAUUUUGCUAAUAAGCAUUUUUGUAUUGGAUGUAAAGAUCACCAUAUAUUUGUAAAUUCUGCCUAUUUAGAUGAGUGAUAUUUUCUGAAAGCUGUAAUCUUCCUAAUCUGGGAUUUCAUUGCAAGAGGCAGGGGAAGAUGUUUUGAUUUAUAUUACAAGGGCACGUGUGAUAAAAUAAAGACGUUCACAAAUAAAUGACUUUAUAACCUGCAGUGUUUCAAAAAAUGGUCUACUUUCAUUUCAUGCUCCUCUAAGAAAUGAAUAGCCCUGUCUCCCUCUAGUGGAGAAAUCUUUAA
Molecule: messenger RNA, 1532 nt
Organism: Danio aesculapii
Lineage: Eukaryota; Metazoa; Chordata; Actinopteri; Cypriniformes; Danionidae
Gene: snapc1a
Product: small nuclear RNA activating complex, polypeptide 1a
Exons: 11
Coding region: 1-1050 (349 amino acids)
Biological process (GO): snRNA transcription by RNA polymerase II; snRNA transcription by RNA polymerase III
Cellular component (GO): snRNA-activating protein complex
Molecular function (GO): sequence-specific DNA binding
Source: RefSeq, a predicted model, not a curated record